Stomoxys calcitrans (stable fly) is the source of this 2645-nucleotide messenger RNA. It is a transcript of the gene trus, whose product is annotated as programmed cell death protein 2-like. The transcript is spliced from 3 exons. Gene Ontology annotation, cellular component: cytoplasm. The coding region runs from base 100 to 1638 and encodes 512 amino acids. The record is from RefSeq and is a predicted model, not a curated record. NCBI's taxonomy places the organism in Eukaryota, Metazoa, Arthropoda, Insecta, Diptera, Muscidae.
ACAGCGACAUUCAAAUAGACUGCAUAUACACCUCUAGACUUUUUCAUAGGAAUAAAAUACGAAAAAUUAACAGAAAAUCUGCAAUUUUCUCUUUCCACUAUGGCCAAAAACAAGAGCACGGUGUAUCUGGGCUAUGAGGAUGAAGAAAUAAACGACAAGCAUGCGUCUUUAUUGAAUAGUACGGUUAAUAAAGUCGGAGGAACUCCGGACUGGCCCAAUGGCGAAAUCAAAAUACCAUCCUGUCCUUUGUGUGGCACUGCACGUCCUUUAGUGGUGCAGCUAUAUGCACCACUAGAUAUGUCACAAUUUCAUCGUUCGUUGUUUAUUUUUGCAUGUUUGAAUCCAAUUUGUUCGCAAAAUUCCAAAAGUUGGUUGUGUGUUCGAACGCAACAUUUAGAGACGCCCGAUCAUAGUGAAAUUAUAAAAGUUGUGGCAUCGCCGAAAAAUGGUAAGCAGAAGAAAAAGAAGGACCCCAAACAGGCGACGUCCGCCAAAUUAUCAUGGUGCAGUGGAGCUGAUGAUUGGGGUAUAGUAGUAGAUGAGGUUGCCGUCAAAGAGGCUAUAGAGCAAAUGGACACGGGCGCUGAUGACUGCAAUGAGCCUAAUGAGGAGAAUGGCAAUGUGAUUAAUCCCAAGAAUGUCAAUUUACCUGUAUCUGGAAAUCAUUUGGAGACAAACGAUGAGGAUGAAGACGACGAUCGUCCCUUAUCGAAUGAAGACGAUGAGGAAGAUGAAAGUAAUUCCAUGGAUAAUGACCUCAUAUUGAGUUUUAAUCAAAUGGAUGUUAGAGCGCCACAAAAUAUCGCUGAAGAUCCCAAUGCCAAUUGUGCUGGUGCCGCUGCGGGGGGAGGAGUGGGAGGCAUAGCGGCAGCCUGCGCGGAAAAUGAGGGUAAUUACGCGUGCAGUGGGGCAUCGGCGGUGAUUUGUGCAGAAAUUGAAGGACCUGAAACGGAUGUUGUUCUCGUCGAAUCACCCCAAAAGCCUGAACGUGAUUUAAUAGCCUUAAUGAAGCAUACACCUACACCAGCAGCCUUGGGCCCAUUAGCAAAAUUAUCCGAUCUCUCCAUUAAAUCGUUUUUCAUAGCUGUCGAUUUGGAAUGCAAGGAUUCCAACAAGGAAUAUGAUUCCUAUAGUGAUUCAUUGUCAUCAGAACAUAUACGCGAUUUAUAUCAGGAGUAUAAGAAACAGGAUGAAACAGCUCUCUCACCAGGCAGUGCCGCAGUAAGUGGAAAUAGUGCUUCUGGCUCGGGUGGGAACGCUGUGGCUGGAGCUGGUACUCCAGAAGACCAGGAGGGCUAUGAAAAGGCUAUACCAGCGCACGGUGAUUUAAUGUUUCACUAUUUCCUAGGUACCAUACAACAGAAUCCGGGACAAAUUUUGAGAUAUUCUCGUGACACGUUGCCUUUACUAAUAGCCCCAUUGCAAGAACCUACCCCCAAAUGUCCCAACUGUAAUGGGGAUACAAUUUGUGAAGUACAGAUUCUGUCCACAUUGAUACCAAAAUUAAAAAUGCAACAGAGUAAUGAGAGCGCCCCCCUAGAAUUUGGAAACGUUUUGAUAUUUACCUGCCUAAAAAGCUGCUGGGAUACCCCCGAUAAAAUGCGCUACGAAAAGGUUAUUGUACAGGCUGAAAAGUAAACAGGAGGGAGGGCUUAGGCGUGUUUUUAUCCAUUACACAUCCGUCACUGUGUGUGUUUAUGGUUUUGAUUCAGGAAGAAAACAACCAAAUGACAAGAAUGUCCAUUUAACCAAAGUAAACUUUUAAACGAAACUACUACUCCAAAUAUACUCACACUUUUCUCAAACAACACUCAUGGAUUGUUUAAGAGGAUGCAGCAAUUUGCAAGAAUUAUUACAUAGUAUAUAUGUAUGUAUUGAUUGUGUGUAUGACGUAUGAUUGUGUUAUCGUUCUUGAAAAGAUACAUCUGAAACAACAUAUAUAGGAAUGUAGCAUAGAAACUCUGUCCCUCGAUAUAAACACAAGCAACAUAUUACACCUAAACGGCUUCACUGAAAUGGAAACAUAAACAUAUUGAUAAGAGAUUGAUUUUAACAACAACAAAAAUUAUAUACAUAUAUUUUAAUUUAAGAGUUUUAAAAUGAAUGAAACACGAUUAAAAUUAUGAAUGGUUAGCAUCAUAGCUUGGUCAAUUCCAGUCCACUUAAAGAUCCAGUUUACCCAUUGUGAAUUUAAAAGCAGCACUCGCUCACUAUUCGUUUAAGCAUUUACCUAAUUUAUGAAGAAAACAAAAAAAAAAAAACACUUUGUCAUUGUUUCUACAACAACACAAUCUCCCUCUCUUAGGCAGUAAGUUUAAUUGUCUCCUUCUUAUUAACGCUCUCAACUAAAACCGACCGUCGUCGUCCUUCUUUCAAUGAACAUAAUGUGAUCUUUUCAAAUUUCCAACACUAUAAUAAUAUGUUAAAGGAAAACCACUAUAUCUAUUUAUAUAUAUUAUUUUAUUAUUAUGCUUUAAAGUAGUUUUAAAACAAACGAACUUGACACAUAAACCAACACUAUGAAUGAAAUACAAAUAUUUAGUGUAAAAUUAUAGAUUGCAAAUCAGGAAUAAAUUAUUUUUAGUUUUACCAACAAAAACAAAAGGGAACACAAAUUCCCGCUCGAUUAUGAUGAUAAAUAAAAA